AUGGGGGUGGAGGGCAAGGGACGCCGAGACCGGGAGACGGACGGCGCGCUCGCCCUCGACGGGCGGCGGCCAGAUGGCCCGGGAAUCCGGGGGUCCUGCGGGGCUAGGUCUGGGGACGCGGUCCCGGGGACGAGGGCUGAAGCGGGAGGAGAGGUCUCCCUGCUCGCUGGCUCCGCGGCCGGCCCGCAGCCGUGCGCCCCGCGCCAGGUUGGGGCUGGAAGGCUCCGGGGUUCCCCGCUAGCUCCCGCUGCGGUGGUGCCAGGUUCGGGAGGAGGGCAGGCAGCUGGGGGAGACCGGGGCGCCACGCCCCUCUUUCCUACUUUCUUCCGCUCUUUCUGGGGACUAGGCGGCGAGUGCACAGUCCUGGAACCCGCUAGGCGCUGGGGGUCUGGCGGGGAAGUAGCGGGUUACCGAGAGGACUCCGAUCACACAUCCCGCGAGGGACCCCCGAGCAGUGAGUGGCCAGGAGACUAUUUGCAGGUGAUAUGA
Molecule: messenger RNA, 489 nt
Organism: Rangifer tarandus platyrhynchus (Svalbard reindeer)
Lineage: Eukaryota; Metazoa; Chordata; Mammalia; Artiodactyla; Cervidae
Source: the annotation of a GenBank genome assembly